This is a messenger RNA of Telopea speciosissima, 1946 nucleotides long. Its product is annotated as 3-oxoacyl-[acyl-carrier-protein] synthase, mitochondrial. The coding region runs from base 70 to 1479 and encodes 469 amino acids. The transcript has 14 exons. NCBI's taxonomy places the organism in Eukaryota, Viridiplantae, Streptophyta, Magnoliopsida, Proteales, Proteaceae. Gene Ontology annotation, biological process: fatty acid biosynthetic process. Gene Ontology annotation, molecular function: 3-oxoacyl-[acyl-carrier-protein] synthase activity. The record is from RefSeq and is a predicted model, not a curated record.
GUGUACGCGAAUAUGACUGUAUGAGACAGUGCUACGCUCGGAGUUCGACCACCGUGGGUCGUCGAAGCCAUGGCGACGACUUCAUUGUUUCGAUUGAUCCGCUCUCGUUUCCACAUCGAUCGAUGCUUCUCGUCUGCAUCUCAAAAUUUUGGACCUCCUCCUAUUGUUCCGCAACGAAGAGUUGUUGUUACUGGGUUAGGAAUGGUUACACCUUUGGGCUGCGGAGUGGAAACUACAUGGAAGCGACUUGUACAGGGUGAUUGUGGAAUUAGGGCGCUGUCGCCCGAAGAUCUUAAGAUGAAUGGGUUCGAUAGGGAAAUGCAGGUUCAUACGUUUGAUCAGUUGCCAUCCAAAAUUGCUGCUGUUGUGCCUUGUGGAACCAAGCCGGGUGAAUUUAACGAGGACUUGUGGCAAAAUUCCAAGGAUAGACCCAUUGCAAGGUUCAUAGGCUAUGCACUGUGUUCCACUGAUGAAGCUCUUAAAGAUGCAAAUUGGUUUCCAGCUGAACAUGAUAAGAGAGAACGGACGGGCGUUUCCAUUGGUGGGGGUAUUGGAAGCAUUAGUGACAUUUUAGAUGCGGCACAGAUGAUCUGCGAGAAGCGUUUACGAUGGCUCAGUCCAUUUUUUGUCCCACGGAUAUUGAUCAACAUGGCAGCAGGUCAUGUGAGCAUCAAAUACGGAUUCCAGGGACCAAACCAUGCUGCAGUAACAGCUUGUGCUACUGGUGCGCAUUCUAUCGGUGAUGCUGCAAGAAUGAUCCAGUUUGGAGAUGCUGAUGUUGUGGUAGCUGGAGGAACAGAGUCUAGCAUUGAUGCUUUAUCAAUAGCAGGAUUUUGUAGGACAAGGGCUUUGACUACCUCAUAUAACUCUUCCCCAAAUGAAGCAUCACGGCCCUUUGAUUGUGACAGAGAUGGAUUUGUGAUAGGUGAAGGAGCUGGUGUUAUGGUGUUGGAGGAACUUGAGCAUGCACAAAAGCGAGGUGCAAAAAUUUAUGCCGAGAUUCGUGGUUAUGGGAUGUCAGGUGAUGCACAUCACAUUACUCAGCCACACAGUGAUGGGAAAGGAGCUAUCUUGGCCAUGACACGUGCACUAAAGCAGUCUGGUCUUCAUCCUGAUCAAGUGGAUUAUGUAAAUGCGCAUGCCACGUCAACACCCCUGGGUGACAUGGUCGAAGCAAAAGCUAUCAAAUCCAUUUUUUUUGACGAUUCAACUUCACGUGCUUUGGCCUUUUCCUCUACAAAGGGUGCUACAGGGCAUCUCCUUGGGGCGGCUGGAGCUGUGGAAGCAAUCUUUGCAGUUUUAGCUAUGUAUCAUGGAAUUGCACCACUAACACUGAAUCUCAACCAUCCAGAUUCCAUUUUUCUUGAUGGCUUCAUGCCUUUGACUUCCUCAAAAGAGAUGCCAAUAAGAGCAGUACUCUCGAACUCCUUUGGAUUUGGAGGAACAAAUGCAUCCCUGCUGUUCACAGCUGCCCCAUAGUGGGUUUCAAUCUUUGCUGAAAAUUGAUAAGCAAGAGGAAUCAACUCCAAGUGCAAACGGAGACAACCUUUGAGUUCGGAAAUUCCACAUGGUACUUGGAUGCACCUAAGGGUCCUGAAAAGCAAAAUUGGUCCUUGAACCCCUUUACAUCAACAAUUGAAGUGGAACGGAUCCUGUCACUUUUGAGAAUUGUCUUUUGAAAGCUCUAUUACAAGACUCUUGUAAAGCCAUUUCAGGAUAAGUUGUGUACAAACGUGAAAAGACUUGAAACUUGGUUUUCUACACUAGAAGAUAGGAAUCUUUGAUACUAGAGAUAAUUUUAAGGCACUGAAUAUGCUAGGAGUUUUGGUUGCAAGGGUUUGUUCAUGUAGAAACAGUACAUGUUGACAAAUCAUUCAUUUGUGAUGGAAAAUGGGAAUCUAGUGAUAAUUCUUAAUCUUUAUACUUGUACCGUUUCUGGUAUUUAA